AUGUGGCCACCAACUGCCCAAUCUCUAAUCAACUCAGACAUUGGUUUGCCUUCAUCUUUAGAAAAAUUCUUGUCUAACAUGCUAUAUGGUGCAUCGUCCCCAAGAACUGAAAAAUCCAAGCGAUUAGUGUCAUCCAUUGCUCAGUAUAUGUGUAGAGCAGCCACCAACAGUGAAUGGAAGCUCCCUAAGCAUGUUUUGAUGUGUUUGACUCUGCGACAUAUGUUCAGAAGUGAGCGUCUCGUCACCAUGCUGAACAGGUUUGGUCACUCAGAGAAUUAUGCCUUCUCACUGGAGCUGGAAACUGCUAUAGCACAGUGUGUUGAAGAUUCCUCUACGUUGCUGACUAACCAGAUUGUCCGGAAUCCUGGUCCACUGUCCCUGUUCCAUUCAGAGUUUGAUAAUUUUGACAUGUUAAUCAACGAUAUGACUGGCGGUGGUUCAAUUCACACAGCACAUGGUAUAAUGCUACAGGAAGUAUCUGGUGCAGAAGGGACUCACAGGGAAUUACCGUGUGUCCCAAAGACUGGUCGUAGGUCCCUGGAACUCAAGGAACCUGAAUUACCGGACUGCUAUGUGACAAUGAGAAAAGAUCCACGGCUGCACAUAAACCAGCUGCAUUAUCCAGAAGGGGCUACUGCACUAAUGAACUCUACCCGAAGACAAAUGCUUUGGGUCAUUGCCAGAACUGUGUACAAAAGUGGACAUAUAGUUCCUGCCUGGUCGGGUUUCCUGUCUCAGACAGGAAAGAAACCUCAACAGAUAACAGUCAUUGACUACUAUCCAGUGAUUCCGAAACCCAUAACAGAAUACAAGACUGUCAAAGAGUGCUUGAAAUGUGCAGAACAGGCAACAGAUGAGGUUGGACAAAAGUACGUAGUGACAACAUUUGAUCUAGGGGUAUGCAUGAAGGCUUACCCAUUAGUUUGGAAUAACCCGACAGAGUACGAGAGACACAUUGUGAUGAUUGGUACAUUCCAUGUUACGUGUGCUUACCUGAAGAUGGUGGGGAAAAAGAUGGCAGGUUCAGGUCUGUCUGAUGUUCUACUAGAAGCAGGUUUGAUUGUCUCCGGAUCAUUAGAUGGGGUUCUUAAAGGCAAAAACUAUGACAGGGCCAUGUUCUGCCACAAGGCCGUACUUGAAGGUCUUGAACAGCUAUUGCUUGAGAAAUAUCAAGAAAUAUCUCCAACGGAAUGUAACUCUCUACCAGAAGAUUCUCACAGAAUACUCAACGAUCUUGUGUAUCAUCCUUGCACUGACUCUCACAGCAAAGCUCUCAGAGAUGAAGGGCUGAAGAAAUAUAUAGAUGGAUACAUGGAAUUUCGUCAGAAUGUAUUGGAAGGAGUGAUAGGCAAAACUGCACAGUUGUGGAUAUCCUAUAUGGAUAACAUUUGGCUUGUAUUAUCUCUGCAAGAAUCCGUGAAGGAUAAUAACUUCUACCUCUAUGCACAGUCCAUGUACAAAAUGGCAGACCUGUUCUUCAGUUUUGGUGGACAGAACUAUGCAAGAUAUCUCACUUACUUUGGCGUGUUCCUUGCCAACUUGGAUGCUUCACAUCCAGGUGCUGUGGAUCUUCUGAGACUAGGAGCAUUCAGUGUAGCCGCUCCAUGA
Eriocheir sinensis (Chinese mitten crab) is the source of this 1608-nucleotide messenger RNA. RefSeq lists its product as uncharacterized. The record is from RefSeq and is a predicted model, not a curated record. The transcript has 2 exons. The coding region runs from base 1 to 1608 and encodes 535 amino acids. Lineage: Eukaryota; Metazoa; Arthropoda; Malacostraca; Decapoda; Varunidae.